Hepatospora eriocheir is the source of this 795-nucleotide messenger RNA. NCBI's taxonomy places the organism in Eukaryota, Fungi, Microsporidia, Hepatosporidae. The record is from the annotation of a GenBank genome assembly.
AUGACAACAGAAAACUAUAAAAUUAUUAUUUGUGGUCUCAGAGAUAGAAAAGAAUUAUCAAUAAAUAAAGAUAUUACACUUGAAGAUCUCAAAAUACUAGUAUCUAAUGCUUUUAAUAUCCCGGUUGAUGAAUGUAUUCUCUACUAUAAAAACAGAAUUCUAAAUGUUAAUGAUAUACAACUUUAUAAGUUAAUUGAUUUUGAUAAAGAUAUCGAAUUAUCUAUUAAAAGGCAUGUUACUACUAAAAUUCUAGGGAAGAAAGAGGGUGGUGGUAUGAUGUCUUUAAUGAAAAAUCCUAUGGUUAAAGGAAUGUUAAAGAACCCUCAAACUGUAAAAUCUAUAAAGAAUAUGUUCCCUGAAAUGCUAGAAGAUAACCAUGAACUUGAUAAUUUAAUUAAUUCUGGUCACCUUGAAGACGAACUUAAUCGAAUGGCUGAUGAUGAUGAAUAUCUUAAUUCUCAGUUAAGAAAUGCUGAUGUUGCUAUGUCUAAGUUAGAAACAAUGCCAGGUGGUUUAAAUGCUAUGAACUUUUAUUUAAAGGGAUUUGAUCAAUCUCCAAUUGGUCUAUUUGGGAAAUCAAAUUCAUUUAAUGUUGGCUCUAAGAUUUUUGAAAAAGAAACAAAAACUAUUGAAGGAACAAUAAAGGAGAAUCCUUUAGUUAAGUAUAGAUCUCAAAAUGCUAUUUUAAGAGAAAUAGGAUUUAUGGAUACACAAUCCAAUUACAAAGCUCUAAUAAAAUCAAAUGGUGAUUUAACUGAGGCUCUAGAAAUUUUAAAGUCUGAAGAAAAAAAAUAA